GUAUUUAUUUUUAUUUUCAAAAUUUAGCAUAGUACACGGUCAUUCGCGACGAAGAACCAAGUAAAGCUAGAAAGAUUUUCUCAGAUAUUUCGAAGGUGCAAAUAUUAUCUACGGUGUCACUUGCCUGACCUAAAGCCCUACCGAAUCUAACUGACAGUAGCGCCGAUCUGCACAUUUUGUCAUUGACGUUGCGCCCAGGCAGAUCAGUUGUUGUCCACCGGAGUAAAGCUGGCUAUGAAUUAGUAGCUACUGGGACACCAACGUAGCUUACGUUGGUCAGCUAAUUAGCCAAUGCUCGAUGAGAAAGCAGGGAGUAUUCAGGAGUCUACACCAAGAGCUCUGGAGAAACGGGUGAAAUAGCUAGCUAAAUGCCUUUACGCUGAAAAUGGGUGAUGACGUUUGUAAAUAACUAGAACAAGCUGGCCAGAGUAGCUAGCUAGCUUAGCAGUUUGCCAACACAUCUGUCAAAGCCAGCUAGAUAGGGAUUUAUUUGCUACCACUAGCUAACUGAUUGUCCAUUGCUAAUGUUAUAUCAAUAACCUUAGUUAAUAGCUAGCCCGUGUCAACGCAUAUGCUGAUAGUGAGUUAGCUAGUUGGCUAUUUAGCUAGCUAGCUAUUAUGACAGUCGACACCUUGGUAGCUAGCUAGCUAGCGCCUGGAAAUCGAACGAGGGGUCUCUCCAACAAGAUAGCUAGCUUGUUAACUAACCUAAAUUGGCUACGGUCAUUCAAUUAUCCAAAUCGAAUAGCUAGCUAGGCGUUCUUGUGGAUAGGUAUUGAUUGCAAACCAAUCGGCACUUGGCUUUCACCACCGGAAAAUGAAGAAGUUCUUCGAUUCACGCCGGGAACUUGCGAGUUCCGGGCCUGGUUCUGGAGCAGGUGGCAUUGGGUCGAGCAGCAGCGGUGGCAGUUUUAUUGGACGGGUUUUCACCAUUGGACGGUAUCAAGUGACCGUUGAUGAAACUGUUGCUGAAGGAGGCUUUGCCAUUGUGUUCCUGGUGCGGACCAACCAGGGGGUGCGCUGUGCUCUGAAGAGGAUGUACGUCAACAACGAGCACGACCUGCAGGUCUGCGAGCUGGAGAUCCAGAUCAUGAGGGACCUCGUGGGCCACAGGAACAUUGUGGGUUUCCUGGACUCCAGUAUAACUGCAGUGGGAGCAGGAGAUGUCUGGGAGGUCCUCAUCCUCAUGGACUUCUGUCGUGGUGGUCAGGUGGUGAACCUGAUGAAUCAGCGUCUGCAGACAGGCUUCACUGAGCCAGAGGUGCUGCAGAUCUUCUGUGACACCUGCGAGGCCGUGGCCCGACUCCACCAGUGCAAGACGCCAAUCAUCCAUCGAGACCUCAAGGUGGAGAAUAUCCUGCUCCAUGACCGGGGACACUAUGUGUUGUGUGACUUUGGCAGUGCCACCAACCGCUUCCAGAACCCUCAGACAGAGGGCGUUCCACUGGUGGAGGAGGAAAUCAAGAAGUACACUACUCUGUCAUACCGAGCCCCAGAGAUGAUCAACCUCUAUAAUGGCACGGUCAUCACUACAAAGGCAGACAUCUGGGCUAUGGGAUGCCUGCUGUAUAAGCUGUGCUACUUCACCCUGCCGUUUGGGGAGAGCCAGGUGGCCAUCUGUGAUGGCAGCUUCACUAUUCCAGACAACUCCCGCUACUCCCCGGACAUGCACUGCCUCAUCAGAUACAUGCUGGAGCCUGACCCUGAGAAGAGACCAGAUAUCUACCAAGUGUCCCACUUCUCCUUCAGGCUUGCCGGGAUAGAAUGCCCCAUCCGGAACGUACAUAACUCCACUAUUCUUACAAAACUCCCCGAACCAAUCAGAGCCAGCGAAGCUGUGGCCAAAAAAAGUCAAUCCAAAGCCAGGCUCACAGACCCUGUCCCCACAAUGGAGACCUCCAUCGCACCCCGUUCACGCCCCAAAGCUGGAGGGACCCAGCCCAUAGGCAUCCUGCCCAUCCAGCCAGCCCUCACCCCACGCAAGAGACCCAACGUGGCUGCAGGAGGGCCCCAGCCCAUAGGUGUUUUAUCCGCCGCCCAGCCUGCUGCUGCUGUCCAAUCGGUUCAGCAGGCACCUGCUGCACAGGCCACAUCCCCACUGGCGCAGACCACCUCUUCGCAACCCAUGGCCACGCCCCAGCACCAGCAGGGUCUCUUCAUGAAGCAGCAGGCAGCAGCCUUUUUCAGCCCACAUCAGCAAGUCAACCAGCAUCAGCUUGUGCAGACCCUCUACAAACGGCAGCAGCCUCCCAUGCCGGUCCCCCAGAGCUCUGUGGCUGUGCAGCCCAAAGCUAAUCCUGUUGCUCCUCUGCUGCCACCAGCCGGCCCUGUGCCCCCCUCCCCCCAAACAGCAGCUCAGCCUGCAGCCACAGGACCUGCUGCACCUGAUUCCGACUCUGACUGUGACUCUGAGCCCACGCCUCUGGCAUCUGGCCGUGGGCUCCACAAGGUUGGCUCCCUGACGCCCCCCUCCUCCCCAAAGAUGGGCCCCCGGGGUGGCCACAGGCGCAUACUGAGCGAUGUCACCCACAGUGCUGUGUUUGGGGUCCCAGUCAGCAGGUCCACCCAGCUACUGCAGGCGGCUGCAGCCGAGGCCAGCCUCAACAAGUCCAAGUCAGCCAGCACCACCCCCUCUGGCUCCCCCUGCUCCUCCCAGCAGAGUGUGAACCAGCCAUGUGAGGGUGGUGCCCAGACAGCUCCCUUUGCACCGUCUGGCAGCUGGAACCCGUUUGGUGACGACAACUUCUCCAAGCUCACUGCUGAGGAGCUACUCAACAAGGAUUUUACCAAGCUGGUCGAGACUACAACAGGGGAGAGGGCCAGCCUCUCCACAGAGAACCUCAUUCCAGGUCUGCAGCCUGUCUCUGCUGCUGGUGCUACAGGCAAAGGCUUUCCCAGGUAAGGCUCUGAGAGAUCUGCUGACAUCCUGAGUUUGGAUGCAGGCUCAGAGAUGUUGAGUGGCCCGGACCCCUUUAACACACACUCCCUCUCUGACACCCCAGAGAAGCUGAUUGAGGGACUGAAGUCCCCUGAGACUUGUCUGCUGCUCCCUGACCUUUUGCCCCUGGCUGACCCCUUCAGCAGCUGUGGAGAGGGCAACAGCAAUGCUGCAGCUAAGGCUGAUACGUAUGUGGACUCUCUGAUCCUGGGUCUGGACACAGCCUCCGCCAGCCUGCCAGACCCUCUAGCUGGGGAGGACUCUCUGCUGGGCUGCUCUCUGCUCUCUCACACCUCCACCCCUGGGGUUCAAACUGUCUGUGUACCUCCAUCCUCCUGCUCCUCUGCCUCCUGUCUGGAUGAGCUGGCUUCUGUCUCAUUUGGCACUGCCCAAGCACCUGCUGACUCUGCUUACCUCAUGUCGGGCUUCCAGCCACCCGAGGCUGGGAAGAAGGGCACUGAGGACGAGUUUGACCCCAUCCCUGUGCUCAUCUCCAAAAACUCCAACAACCAAGAGCUGAAAGGGGUGAGUAAUGGUUACGCUGUGCUGGACGAGGGGGAUUCUGAAAUUGAGCUGCCUGGAGAAGGUCACAGAGCAAACGAAGGCUGUAUCCACUCCAGCGAUGAUGAUGAUGAGGAGGAAGACGAGAGAGUGAAGGAGGAGCAGGGCAGGAGGGCCAGUGAGAGUGACGUGGUUCAUGACUGCAGUGGCUCCAGACCUUUGCUGCUGGAUUCAGAUGAAGAGGAGGAGCAGGGGUCUGAAUUACUCCUCCCAUCCUCCCAGCCAUCCCUAUCACACCCACAACUCUCCACUUCCUCCCACCAACCUACCCCAUCCCUCUGUGCCCCAUCCCUGAAUCAUUCCCACCAGAUGCCACAGCAAGCCAGGGUGGUUGAGGUUGUCUCUGAUGUCUUCUUCAAAUCCCCCUUCAGGAUUGAACAAGAGGCAGGCGACGUGUUCGCAAAUGCCCCCUUCCAACGUCCCCCUGUUGUGGCUCAACAGCAUCCAGACGUCUUCCUGCAGGCCCCCUUUGUGAAGCCCAAGACCCAGCACCUUCACCCAGCUGUGGUUCACCCUGUGGCCCCUGAACCAGCCCUCUUGAGCCAGGUGGCCACACAGCCUUUCCGCCCACAGGCCCUGGCCAAGUACUCCCGACACUUUGAGGGCCCCUUGCCUCACCAACCUGUGACAGCUCAGAGGGUGGUGUCCAAUGUGAGCAGGCAAGCUGCUGUGGGCCCCUUACACUCCUGGACUUCAGAGGUGAACUCAGUAGACCCCUUUGUCUCUGCGCCCUUUCACAUCAAGGCCCCACAAGAAAAGCCCUGAAAGAUCCCAUCCUUCCCUACAGGGAAGCGGAGCCAGCAUUGGAGCCCACACCUGUGCACACUACACUAAGGCAUACACACUGCAUGCUGUCACCUGCACCGGGGCUGGACUGCAAGGCAGCAUAGAACUCUUAAGAUCUUGUCCUUACAAACUUCGAUCAUUCUAGAUAUUGAGCAAGGUCAUCAAUGUGUUUUUUUGCUGCAGUAGAAUUGAGGUGGGUCCUCAUUUAUAAAUGCUGUGUAUACACAAAAUAUGCCCCAAAACAUGCAUGCAGCAGUUUAAGCAAAAGUUGUCAUUUAUAAAAACUGAACUUGACGUGAGAAUGUGAUUAUCCUGCCUCCAUGCGUAUGCAGUUUCAAGUGGUUGAAUUUUUGCAAUGCAAUUAAGGGAAAAGUAGCAUAGUAGCCUUGUGCAUGAAUACAGUGGCCUUCAGAAAGUAUUCAUACCCCUUGACUUAUUCCACAUUUAGUGAAUUAUGUGAAGCCUGAAUUCUAAAUGGAUGUUUACCCAUCUACACACAAUAACCUAUGACAGUGAAAACAUGUUUAUAGAAAUGUUGCUUAUUUAUUUAAAAUUAAAUACAGAAAUCUCAUUUACAUAAGUAUUCACACCCCUGAGUCAAUACAUGUUAUAAUCACCUUUGGCAGUGAUUACAGCUGUGAGUCUUUAUUAGUAAGUCUAAGAGCUUUGCACACCGUAAAUGUACAGUAUUUGCACAUUCUUUUAAAAUUAUAUUGUUUGGUGAUCAUUGCUAGACAGACAUUUUAAGUCUUGCCAUAGAUUUUCAAGCUGAUUUAAGUCAAAACUGUAACUAGGCCACUCGGGAACAUUCAGUGUUGUCUUGGCCUUCUGAAAGGUGAAUUUGUCUGUUGGAAAGCAGACUGAGUCAGGUUUUCCUCUACGAUUUUGCCUGCGUUUACCUCUAGUAUAUUUUUAUUCCCCAAAACUCCCUAGUCCUUGCCAAUGACGAGCAUACCCAUCAUGAUGCAGCCACCACCAUGCUUGAAAAUAUAGUCAUACUCAGAUGUGAUUUUCCUCAAAUAUAACGCUUUGUAUUCAGGAUAUAAAGUACAUUUCUUUGCCACAUUUUUGGCAGUUUCUUGCAAACAGGAUGCAUGUUUUGGAAUAUUUUUAUUCUGUACAUGCUUUUGUCAUUUUAGGUUAGUCUUGUGGUGUAACUACGAUGUUGAUCCACCAGGCUCAAAGGGAUAUUCAAUGCUUGUUUAUUUUUACCCAUCUACCAAUAGGUGCCUUGCUUUGUGAGGGAUUUUAAAACCUCCCUGGUCUUUGUGGUUGAAUAUGUGUUUGAAAUUCACUGCUCAACUGAGGGACUUUACACUUAUCUGUAUGUGUAGUGUACAGAGAUGAGAUGGUCACUAAAGAAAAUCCUGUUAAACUAUUGCACAGUGUGAGUCCAUGGAACUUGUGACUUAAGACUAUUUUUAUUUAGGUUGCCAUAAAAGAGAUGACUCAAGACAUUUCAGCUUUUCAUUUUUUUAUUUGUUAACAUUUCUAAAAACAUAAUUCAACUUUCACAUUAUGGGGUAUUGUGAGUAGCCCAGUGAGACAAUCUCAAUUUAAUUCAUUUUAAAUUCAGGCUGUAAAAUAAAAUAGCCAAAUGUGGAAAAAUUCAAGGGGUGUGAUUACUGAAUUCUGAAGCCACUGUAUAUAAUAAUACUCGAAUUCAUAACAAAAACAGGUAGCUAAAUAUAACAAGAUACAGUAAUUUGUCAUUAGUGAGAUGAGCAAAAAUCUAUUUAUUUUCUUUGCAUUCUAAAAUAAUUAGAAAAGUAAUUUUUCAUUUCCAUGAUCAUUUCAUAAUUAAUUCCUCACCUUUUCUGACUAAUGGCUUCAUAUUCACAAAAUUGCCUAUAGGCCUAAAGCAAGUUAUUAUAGGCUACAAUUUAUCCCAUUUCUCACUUAAUUAAACCCACUUUACAAUAGUAAAUAGAUGAGCUAUUGCAAGUAUUUUGCUCUAUGCAAUCUGACGUGAAGCUCAGUUUAACGGUAGAAGAGACGGUUCCUUUUCCAUUAACGUUUGUAGGCUACCUGAAUACUGUGCUGUCAAAUUGCUUGGGUAGACAAUAUUUCAUUUAUAAACAUGCAUACACCGAGUACACGAAACAUUAAGAACACCUUCCUAAUAUUGAGUUGCACCCCCCUUUUUGCCCUCAGAACAGCCUCAUUUCGUCGGGGCAUGGUCUCUACAAGGUGUCGAAAGCAUUCCACAAGAAUGCUUCCCACAGUUGUCAAGUUGGCUGGAUGUCAUUUGGGUGGUGGACCAUUCUUGAUACACACGGGAAACUUGAGUGUGAAACCCAGAAGCGUUGCAGUUCUUGACACAUUUGUGCGCCUGGGCUGGCACCUACUACCAUACCCCGUUAAGAGGCAUUUAACUCUUUUGUCUUGCCCAUUCACCCUCUGAAUGGCACACAUACAAACCAUGUCUCAAAUCCAUCUUUAAUGUGUCUCCUCCCCUUCAGCUACACUGAUUGAAGUAAAUGUAAUAAGUGACAUCAAUAAGGGAUCAUAGCUUUUACCUGAAAUUCACCUGAUCAGUCUGUCAUGGAAAGAGCAGGUGUUCUUAAUGUUUUGUACACUCUGUGUAUAGGCUUAUCAUAAUCAUUGCAGAAUGCAUUCCUUACCUUUUCUGUCAUAUUCAUAUUUCUGACACAACCAUACAACAAAUGCAUUUAAACGCAGUUUUACACAAUUCCUGACAUUUAAUCCUAGUAAAAAAUCCCUGUCUUAGGUCAGUUAGGAUCACCACUUUUAUUUAAAAAAUGUGAAAUGUCAGAAUAGUAGAGAAUUGUUUCCGCUUUUAUUUCAUUCAUCAUAUUCCCAGUGGGUCAGAAGUUUACAUACACUCAAUUAGUAUUUGGUAGCAUUGCCUUUAAAUUGUUUAACUUGGGUCAAAUGUUUUGGGAAGCCUUCCACAAGCUUCCCACAAUAAAUUGGAUGAAUUUUGGCCCAUUCCUCCUGACAGAGCUGAGUCAGGUUUGUAGGCCUCCUUGCUCGCACACGCUUUUUCAGUUCGGCCCGCACAUUUUCUAUAGGAUUGAGGUCAGGGCUUUGUGAUGGCCACUCCAAUUCCUUGACUUUGCUGUCCUUAAGCCAUUUUGCCACAACUUUGGAAGUCUGCUUGUGGUCAUUGUCCAUUUGGAAGACCCAUUUGCGACCAAGCUUUAAAUUCCUGACUGAUGUCUUGAGAUGUUGCUUUGAUUUAUCCACAUAAUUUUCCUCCCUCAUGAUGCAAUCGAUUUUGUGAAAUGCACCAGUCCCUCCUGCUUCAAAGCACCCCACAACAUGAUGCUGCCCACCCCCGUGCUUCACAGUUGGGAUGGUGUUCUUCGGCUUGCAAGCAUCCCCCUUUUUCCUCCAAACAUAACGAUGGUCAUUAUUGCCAAACAGUUCUAUUUUUGUUUCUUCAGACCAGAGGACAUUUCUCCAAAAAGUACAAGGUUUGUCCCUAUGUGCAGUUGCAAACCGUAGUCUGGCUUUUUUAUGGUGGUUUUGGAGCAGUGGCUGCUUCCUUGCUGAGCGGCCUUUCAGGUUAUGUCGAUAUAGAACUUGUUUUACUGUGGAUAUAGAUACUUUUUUGUACCCGUUUCCACCAGCAUCUUCAAAAGGUCCUUUGCUGCUGUUCUGGGAUUGAUUUGCACUUUUCGCAUCAAUGUACGUCCAUCUCUAGGAGACAGACCAUGUCUCUUUCCUGAGCGGUAUGACCGAUGCGUGGUCCCAUUGUGUUUAUACUUGUGUACUAUUGUUUGUACAGAUGAACGUGGUACCUUCAGGCGUUCGGAAAAUUCUCCCAAGAAUGAAUCAGACUUGUGGAAGUCUUUUUUUUUUCUGUCUUUCUGAUGUCUCAGUGCACAACAAUACAGCCACAGGUACACCUCCAAUUGACUCAAAUGAUGUCAGAAGCUUCUAAAGCCAUGACAUAAUUUUCUGUAAUUUUCAAAGCUGUUUAAAGGCGCAGUCAACUUGGUGUAUAUACAUUUCUAACCCACUGGAAUUGUGAUAGUGAAAUAAUCUGUCUGUAAACAAUUGUUGGAAAAAUUAGAUGUCCUAACCGAUUUGCCAAAACUAUUAGAAAUUUGUGGAGUGGUUGGAAAAACAAGUUCUAAUGACUCCAACCUAAGUAUAUGUAAACUUCCGACUUCAACUGUAUACUGCAUAUCCCGUUCUGGGCUCAACCGCUCAGAUUUGACCCUCUGCUCUUAUACUUAGUCCAUUCCCCAUUGCUCUGAGAUGCCCAGUAAGAAUUCCCAUGACAGCUCUGGUCUCAGGGUGAUGAGAGGAAGGCCUCCUUUAGUGGUUCCUCUGUGUCUUUACUUCCAAAAUAUCAGAAGUAUAUCUGAUGAGCAUUUUAGCCCAUUGAGUGAUGUACACUUUUUUUACUAGGUAGGUUAAAUGUACCUCUAGCAGGGCGGUCAUAUUUGAUAAUGUAUUAUAAUGUUAAUCAGAUGCUGGAUUGUUUGAGUUUUAGCCUUUUUUUGAUCCUUCACUGAUUGCUAUCUUAGUCACUAUUAGUUGUUUUAAAUGGUCACGUGACUGUCAGUGCUACAAAAGUCAGCCUUAUGUAUCUACAUGCAGGGCAUACAGUACAGAACAUACCUUAGAGGUGAAAGGUCAGAGUUUCUCCUUACGCUUGUCCUUUCUUGUGGGUGCCUCUGCUGUAUUUGUUUGUUGGUUUACUUUAAUUUUGGACUGAGCAGGUUGCUAAUGCUGUAGAAGUGAAGCCUUAAGUCCUCCACUCUCACAAUCAGCACUAUCGGCAAAGUCACUCCCAAUCAGCACCUCUGCUUCACUCCCAAUCAGCAUCUAAUGCUACGUUCACUGGAACUCUAUACAUUCACAAUCAUGUUCUCAAUCCGCACUUCUACAUUAUACCUGCACUUGAGUCACCGAUUCAAGAUUUGUAAAUGUGAUGUAGUUAAGCCUUGUUCACACUGCAGGACUUUGGAAUACGGACUGUCCAAACAGCAAGUUACAAGUGACCAUGUGUUCAGAUAAGUCAUUUCCUGACAUGGCUAUGCAAGUGUGUGAGUGCACAGUGUUAUAGGGUGAUUGGUGCUCGUGCUUCUAUCACUCAGAAGUUAUGUAGCAAGCGAAGGUGACAACAAUAGAUGCAGUAAAGAGAUCAAUAGAAUUUGACCAAAACAAUGGAAAACGCGUAGGGGGGGUGCCGUGGGGGAAAGAUCCCACACUUUAUUUGAUUUAUUAGGAUCCCCCUUAGCCGACGCCAAUGGCAACACCUAGUCUUACUGGGGUCCGACACAACGAAAAAGCCAUUAAAUUGUACAUACAUUUAAAAACAUUAACAUGUAUUGUAUCAGUUACACACAUGUCAGUACAUACACACAAGUAGAAUCACCUCAUUUACUGCAUGUAAGCCUGCCAUUAACAUUUCCCGUUGCUUUGAAUGUUAAUCAUAAUGUAGGAAUACUUUUAGAGCUGCAAAGGAUAUAAGAUGAACCAACUUUCAAAACAAGUCCUUUUUGGCUAGCCACAGCAGUCAGCUAGGUAGCAGUUUAGCGUUCUAGUACAUUCACUCAUUUGUUUGUAAACAACAAGCUAGUUAGCUACCACAUUCUUGUCAUGUCAACAGUAGCUAGCAAGUAACAAGAUAUGCCAAAUAACAGUAAAAACCACUUGAUGGCAAAUUAGAUUUGACCGUUCUGACUUAAUUCGCAUGGACAGGAAUCAGAUUUGUAUCUGAUUUCAAACCACCUACGAAUGUGUUUUCAAAUGUGGCUUGAAAUAUGAUUCCAUGUGCUUUUUAGCUGUUCAGACUGCAGGAAAAAUAAAAGAUUAGAAUUGGAUAUGCCGAAAAAUAGGAUUUGAGUCAUUUCAAACUAACUAGUGUGAACAAGGCUUUAGUUUAGACCGAUGGCACCUCACACUAUUUCUACCUUUUAGAAUCAGCACCCCCUAGCAGAACAUACCAGAAUAACUACAACCCUUGUCAAGCACCUCAAGCGAAACACAGUUGAACUGUAACUUUCACAUGCUCAAAAUACACUUCCAAGUAAAUGGUCAACACAUGGUUUCAUCAUAAACCCGUAAGGGUUAUCUUUUUGCUCUUCUACACCAGAUUUUGCAUUCCUUCUGUUUUUGUUUUCUCCAUAGCCAUAUGAAAUGCUGAUAUGGUCUUCUGCUGACUAUUCAAUAACCUCAAAAAGCACUUUUCAAUGUUUGCUAUCCACGACUCUGCAUAUUACCUGGUCAUGGUGGGGACCAAUAGAGGUUUUAAACUACUUGAUCCAAAGUAAGAACCGCUGUCUUAAAAUUAGUUGUUAAUUAUUUGUUUUAUUACUUUGUACAACACUUGUAUAUGUUUGUUAAUCUGCAGUGCAAAUGAAGAAUGCACACUGCAUCAGCAGUAAUAAUUUACUCGACAAUAGUUUAUUUUAGCAACUAUAGUAUUUACACAGUAGCUUUGAUAGGAAUUAGCUUGCAAAAAAACAAAUAGUGUGCCAGAAGUUAGAUAUUGUAAUUUACUCUGCCAAUUGUCCAUAGGGUUGGUCAUUGUGCAACAACAAAAAACAAACAUCUAAUAGAACAUACAUUUAAAGACUUUCCAAACGUGGGUAUGUUGUAGUAGACCCGCUUACCUCAUGUCAAAAUAUAAUUCCUGCAAGUGCACCGCCACACUUGCACACAAAAAUAGCAUGAACUUGUGGGCAACUUUUUAUUUUGACAUGAGGUAAGCAGAGAGUAACUGACCUCCAAGGAACUGCACGGAUCUACAAAGACCCACGUUUGGAAAUGCUUUUUAAUUAUACGUUAAAUUCAUGUUCUUUAAUUCCCCCUGCAUAAAGACUAUGCCCACAGACAAUCGACAGAGUAAAUUGAAUUUUAUUUAACUUCUGUCUUCCGGCUGACUAACAUUUGUUUGCCAGCUAAUUGCUAUUGUGUGAAGUUUAGUUGUUAAAAUCGUUCUUUUGUAUGUCAAUUCCUGAACAUAAUAUCAAGUCUUUGACUGUCUUUGAUUUAUGACUGACUUGUAUAGGAAAGAACAGUGGCUGAUUUAUACAGCAAGCCUCACCUGCUGAAACCUAAAAGCACCCAUAUCAAAAUACUUGUCAUGAACACGAAUUUGUUAUAUGUCCUUAUGUAAAGAUAAAUUAAUUAAUGCAAAGCAAGUCAUUUUAAUAGUUUUAAUUUAUGUUGCAUUUGUUUAUGAUCAUGAGACACACCCAUAUGUAAUGAAUGUUAUAAGAUGCACCUUUCA
Molecule: messenger RNA, 11501 nt
Organism: Oncorhynchus nerka (sockeye salmon)
Lineage: Eukaryota; Metazoa; Chordata; Actinopteri; Salmoniformes; Salmonidae
Product: AP2-associated protein kinase 1-like
Exons: 21
Biological process (GO): protein phosphorylation
Molecular function (GO): ATP binding; protein kinase activity
Source: RefSeq, a predicted model, not a curated record